UUCGCUUGGAUCACUGGUUUUGGAUAAAAAUCAUUAUGAAUAUUAUUAUGAAACCAAUACCAGCAUCGUCACCACAAACAGUUCGGAAAGCAACCCCGACAAUAAUAAUAGUAAUGGUAAUGGUUGUAAUAUCAUCGAAAUGGCGGCGAAAUAUUGUCCAAAUUUGAUCAAUUUCACCUCAUCCGUGACAAUUUCGGAGAUUCCUCAAUUGAUCACCCUGUUUACCCUAUGCCCAAUAUUGGAAACGGUCAAUCUCAUGCAUUCUUCUUUUGAUGAUUACGAUCAUAUGGAACAAUUGUCGAAUUCAACAAUCUCAUCGUUAAACCAAGAGAAUGUUCCAAUGAUUGACGUUGAUUGGCUGCUGGAGAAGAUGUGCGAUCAAAAGCUCUCCCGAAAUUUGCGCCGUCUCUCCAUUCAAGCUCCGUGGUCAUAUUCUUCUGCUGCGCUGGAGAAUUAUUUGACAACUUGCAGUCCACCGUUGAAAUCCCUGGAGCUCUCUUAUUUUUUUUCCGACGAUCACUUGAGUGUGCUGCUGAGGUGUUUGGACGGAAAAUUGAAGAGUUUAAAGGUGGAGACUGUUGAGGAACUAAGUGAUGAAUUACAGGUUGAGGCAUUGGAUAAAAUAGAAGACUUCCGAGUACAGAAAUUAAAAGCCGAAUAUCUGUUUGCAUACCUGUAG
Acaulospora colombiana is the source of this 679-nucleotide messenger RNA. Lineage: Eukaryota; Fungi; Glomeromycota; Glomeromycetes; Diversisporales; Acaulosporaceae. The record is from the annotation of a GenBank genome assembly.